Messenger RNA from Staurois parvus, 528 nucleotides. NCBI's taxonomy places the organism in Eukaryota, Metazoa, Chordata, Amphibia, Anura, Ranidae. The record is from the annotation of a GenBank genome assembly.
ACCGCUGGCACUAGGUCAGACAUUGGAUCGUCUGGCUGGACAGCGGGCAUCGGGUCACCAGGCAUCAGGUCAUUUGGCUUGACAGCGGGCACCGUGUCAUCUGGCAAGGCAGUGGGCUCGAGUCAACUGGCAUCAGGUCAUUUGGCUCGACCGCGGGCACCGCGUCAUCUGGCAAGGCAGUGGGCUCCGAGUCAAACUGGUAUGACCGCGGGCACUGGGUCAGACAUUGGAUCGUCUGACUGGACAGCGGGCAUCGGGUCACCAGGCAUCAAGUCAUUUUGGCUUGACAGCGAGCACACGCGUCAUCUGGCAAAGGCAGUGGGUUCCGAGUCAACUGGCAUGACCGCGGGCACUGGGGCAGACAUUGAAUCGUCUGGCUGGACAGCGGGCAUCGGGUCACCAGGCAUCAGGUCAUUUGGCUCGACAGCGGGCACCGCGUCAUCUGGCAAGGCAGUGGGCUCCGAGUCAACAGGCACGACAGUGGGCACCGAGUCAUCAGGUACCGGAUUGUCUGGCUCGACAGCAGGC